Molecule: messenger RNA, 3311 nt
Organism: Osmerus eperlanus (European smelt)
Lineage: Eukaryota; Metazoa; Chordata; Actinopteri; Osmeriformes; Osmeridae
Gene: ppil2
Product: peptidylprolyl isomerase (cyclophilin)-like 2
Exons: 1
Coding region: 247-1827 (526 amino acids)
Biological process (GO): protein folding; protein peptidyl-prolyl isomerization; protein polyubiquitination
Cellular component (GO): catalytic step 2 spliceosome
Molecular function (GO): peptidyl-prolyl cis-trans isomerase activity; ubiquitin protein ligase activity
Source: RefSeq, a predicted model, not a curated record
GCAUGUACAUGUUCUAACCGGAUGUGAUUGCUACGUAGUAGCUAGUAGCUCGUAGCUUUUUUCUUUGCUAACGUCGAUAAAACUAAAAGAGAAGAAGAACAAGAAAAGAAGGAAAACAACAAAGAUUAAAAAAAUAAUACCUGGAACUACCAGCUGAACUCCAGCGUGAUUUACAGCAAGUUGGGCUCGCUAGACGGCCAGUACAGUCAAUUUACGUUCAUUUGUUUACACAUCACAUCAGGCAAAAUGGGGAAGCGACAACACCAGAAAGAUAAAAUGUACAUAACAUGUGCGGAGUAUACCCAUUUCUAUGGUGGGAAAAGACCAGAUAUACCGCAGGGAAACUUCAGGCGUCUUCCAUUUGACCACUGCAGCUUGUCCCUUCAGCCGUUUGAGUACCCUAUGUGCACACCAGAGGGAAUCGUCUUUGAUUUACUGAGCAUCGUUCCUUGGAUUAAAAAGUAUGGUACAAAUCCUAUCUCUGGCGAGAAACUGGAAGCAAAGUCCCUAAUCAAGCUUCAUUUCAGCAAAAACAACGAUGGGAAAUAUCAUUGCCCAGUCCUGUACACUGUCUUCACAAACAAUUCCCAUAUUGUUACCAACAAGGUCACCGGCAAUGUUUUCUCCAAUGAGGCGGUGGAGCAGCUGAACAUCAAAACCAAGAGUUACAGAGAUCUCUUAACGGAUGAGCCCUUCACCCGCCAGGACCUUAUCACUCUACAGGACCCCACAAACCUGGACAAGUUCAACGUGUCCGACUUUUUCCACGUCAAAAACAACUUGAAAGUUCUCGACCCAGAUGAAGAGAAAGCCAAGCUGGACCCUGCCUAUCACCUCAAAACAACCAAUCUGGAGACCCAAGAAACACUGGCAGAGCUCUACAAAGAGUACAAGGGAGACAAACUUCUGGCGUCCACCAUGAAAGAGCCCGUGGCCAAGAAGACGGAUAAGCUGAACGCGGCUCACUACUCCACCGGCAGAGUGUCGGCCUCCUUCACGUCCACAGCCAUGGCUCCCGCCACGGUCCACGAAGCCGACGCCAUCACAGAGGACACCGUGCGCUACCAGUACGUGAAGAAGAAAGGCUACGUCCGCCUGCACACCAACAAGGGAGACCUUAACCUUGAGCUGCACUGUGACAAGGUCCCUAAAGCGGGGGAGAACUUCAUCCGCUUGUGCAAGAAGGGCUACUACGACGGAACGGUGUUCCACCGGUCCAUCAGGAACUUCAUGAUUCAAGGUGGCGACCCGACCGGCACGGGGACAGGAGGGGAGUCGUAUUGGGGGCGACCCUUUAAAGACGAGUUCAAGCCCAACCUCUCCCACACUGGUCGAGGGGUGCUCAGCAUGGCGAACUCGGGGCCCAACACCAACAAGUCCCAGUUCUUCAUCACCUUCAGGUCGUGCGCCUACCUGGACAGGAAACACACGGUGUUCGGCAGGGUGGUGGGCGGCUUCGAGGCUCUCACAGCCAUCGAGAGGGUGGAGAGCGACCCCAAGACGGACAAGCCCCACUCGGAGAUCAAGAUCAUCACCGCCACCGUGUUCGUGAACCCCUACGAAGAGGCCGACGCCCAGAUCGCGGCGGAGCGCGAGCAGGAGCUCCAGAAGCAGGAGGAGGAGCGCCGGCAGACCGACGCCUCUCUGAAGAAGCCCAAAGCAGAGCAGGCCCCCCAGACCUUCAAGCCCGGCGUGGGGAAGUACAUCAACCCUGCAGCAGCAACCAAGCGCCCGGCUCCAGCCAACGACAGUGGACCAUCUACCAGCGGAGUGACCGCUAAGAAACCCAAAGGCAAAACGGGCUUGGGAGACUUCAGCUCUUGGUAGCACACAUCCACAGUUUAUCUAGGCCAGAAUAAACCCAAUUUUUUUCUUUUUUUUUUUAACUUUAAUUUCAACCAUCUGUCUACCUAUCCUUCCCUUUGCCCCAAAUACGACUAUUCUUGUGUAUUUUAAACAUUUGCUUCUAAGUUUUGUCACUAGGUUAGAGAGCCGUCUUCAAAGACAGUAAAUCAUUUUUAUUUUUUAACAAUUGUAACAAUAUGUCUCACCUUCGAUGGAUGAUAUUGUGCUUUCGUAAAUUCAACAAAUUCAUUAUAAUAAAAUAAAAGAAUUCUGCAUUAAAGUUGUUUGGAAUGAAUAUCAGUUGCAGUAGAUAAAUCAAAGACAAUACAUUAAGAGAAGGUGAUGUUACUUUAUGUAGAAAUAACGAAAUCCGAAGUAAUUAAGAAUGUGCACUCUUUAUUGCAUUUUCACCAGUUACAUCUGUCAAGAUGUACAUUCAUGUUGGACAUUUUCUUCAGAUCAACAUCAGCCUAGGUCUUUGUACAGAUUUUCCCUUUUAGAUUGAUUGGCCUCAGUGUUGUUAGACGAUAUAGGGCAACAGUGUGACCGAUGCAGUUACCACAAACACAUGAAAAGCCUUAGAAAAUGUAAACAAAAUUGUACCUGAAGUCAAGAUUUCCUCUCAGCAUCCAUCACAUUUUUAUUACAAUGCAUAUUACAGUAGUCAACGCAUUUUGUAUGACAACAUUUCUUUAUGAUUGUUGAGUGGAGUUCUAACAGGCAAGUCUUGAAUGAAUAUAAACAUUCAACACAGAAAACAGGCAAAUGGGAUGUCAAGCCAUGUUCUAAUCCACUGUUUCGGAAAUAAAAGCAGCAAUAAAAUGAAUUGCUCCGUAGCCAUGGCAUUGGUUUAAUCAAAUCACAGUAUUUACCAGAAGAACAUCUUUUACAUGGACAUAUGGAUUAGGUCAUGUUUGAGUCAAAAGCUUUCUUAAAAUUGCAAACCUAGAGAGAAAAACCAGCAGUGAGUCAUUCUACUGUGUUGUCUGUACAUUCAUGACAACUACUUAAACAGCAGAAACAAAUCUUUGGCCAAAUACAUUGGUUACUAUUUAACAUGUAAUGAUAACAAAUAAAUAUACAGUGUGCUACAUUAUUUUCAUAUAUACAAAACAUUCCAGUCAACAGCCUAUUGUAAUUGUAGUAAUGAGACAACAAGACAUCAAUUGGGCAAAUGAAAGAUUUAUGUAAAUAAAUGAUUGAAAGAUGAGAAUUAUUUCAGUGUAUCCUCUGUAUGAGUAACAUUUUCAAGUUCCUGACCUUGGAAAGAAGGCAAGUUAACUUCAUCAACAAGUGGGGUGCCCCUGUGGCUCAUCAGGUAGUAUGAGUACCAUACGGGCAUAUGGCCUUAACACAGCAGCUUUCCAGCUUGUGCCAUUUCAUGUCUUCCCCUCUUCACCUACAUUUCCUGUCUAUUAUCUAACUAUCUCUGCCGAAAAAGGACACAAAUAUUAAUAGAUUUCUUU